Molecule: messenger RNA, 2706 nt
Organism: Scatophagus argus
Lineage: Eukaryota; Metazoa; Chordata; Actinopteri; Scatophagidae
Gene: hsd17b7
Product: hydroxysteroid (17-beta) dehydrogenase 7
Exons: 9
Coding region: 119-1174 (351 amino acids)
Biological process (GO): cholesterol biosynthetic process
Cellular component (GO): endoplasmic reticulum membrane
Molecular function (GO): 5-alpha-androstane-3-beta,17-beta-diol dehydrogenase (NADP+) activity; estradiol 17-beta-dehydrogenase [NAD(P)+] activity; 3-beta-hydroxysteroid 3-dehydrogenase (NADP+) activity
Source: RefSeq, a predicted model, not a curated record
ACUUUCAGGACACAGGACUUGUUGCCUUGAAGGAACAUUGGCCAGCAAACUAUUCCUCAGUGUAGUGAGGUUUUUAGGGUUUCCUUAUGCAGUUUGUAUCCAGUUUGGACCAGAAAAGAUGAAUAAGGUGAUUUUGGUGACAGGAGCAAAUAGUGGCAUUGGCCUGGCGUUGUGUGAGCGUCUCCUCUCGGACAGCACAGAGAGUCUCCAGCUGUGUCUGGCCUGCAGGAACAUGCAGCGGGCUCAGGCCGCCCGCUCGGCCCUCCUUGUCUCUCACCCCACAGCCCAGGUGGCCCUGCUGCAGUUGGACACCAGCAGUGUCUCCUCAGUCAUCACUGCUGCACAGGAGGUCAAACUCCGGUAUAACCGGCUAGACUACCUCUACCUGAAUGCAGGGAUCAUGCCAAAUCCACAGUUUGAUGUAAAAGCUUUUUUCAAAGGCCUCUUCUCCAGCCAUGUCAUCACCAUGUUUGCCACCGGUGAGGGGAUUCUGACACAGAAGGACUGCGUCACCCCUGAUGGCCUCCAAGAGGUUUUUGUGACCAACCUCUUUGGUCACUUCCUACUAAUCAGGGAGCUGGAACCAGUUCUGUGUCAUGCAGGCCGGACCUCCCAGCUGAUCUGGACCUCCUCCAGUAACGCUCACCGCUCAGCUUUUAACACUGAGGACAUACAGCAUCGGAGAGGCACCCAACCUUAUAGCUCCUCCAAAUAUGCCUCAGACCUGCUCAGCCUGGCACUCAACACACACUACAACAAACAGGGUUUGUACUCAUCCGUCAUUUGUCCUGGUUUUGUGAUGACCAGUCUGACAUAUGGUAUCCUGCCCUCCUUCCCAGCCUUCCUCUGGACCCUGCUUAUGCCUGUCUUUUGGCUUAUAAGAAUGUUCACCAAUACUUUCACCCUGACCCCUUACAAUGGAGCUGAAGCCCUGUUCUGGCUAUUUAAGCAAAAGCCUGAAUCACUGGACUCUCAAGCCAAGUACCACAGCUUAACCUCUGGGCUAGGCAACAACUACACACAGGCGCGUAAGAUGGAUAUCGAUUUGGAAACAUCACAGGCUUUGUAUGAGAAAUUACUGCAGCUAGAAAGUGAAGUGAGGAAGACAAUGAAGGGAAAACAAAAAGAGUCCCAGCAUGUGAAGAGUUGCUUCACAGGACCUGGAUCGUCUUGAUGCGUAUCACAUAAUUGUGGGGUUGAUAUCUUAUUCCAGUCUUGCAGGUCAUCUUUGGGAACAGCACACACUAACUGUCAGUUCUCUCAAAAAUAACAUUUCUUUGCCUGAUACAGCAUCAUACAAGACUGCAUUCAAAACACAAAAAACAAGUUACAAUUACUCUUAGAGCUUUUUAAGUUUGAUUUCCUCUUGAUAUAUUUAUUGUCUGUACCUGGCAUUAAAUAAAAUGUCUGUACAAAAAGCCAGAUUUAUAUACUAUGCUGUGAUUGUUCGGUAGAAACUUCACCCCACUUAUCCUCCAUGAAGUUAAGUUUAAGAUAUUAUUAUACGGUGUAAGAUAUUAAAUGAGAACAACGGAGAGUGCACCAACUCCUCAGCCUAUGCGGUCCAGGAGGGACUGCUUCCAAUUUGAUUUAUAAUUCCAUGAUCCUCACGGCAAAAUGCAUUGCAGUCUGACAGCAGACUAUCAGUAUCAUCCCAAAAGUUCACGUACGUGGUCUGUGUGAGCCCCUCCACGCUGUACUGCGGUGCCGGCACGUGCGUACAGGCGCACCUGAAAUUCCGCUCUGGACGAUCUGUGGUGCAAACGCGGCUGUCGUCUCCGUGUUCCGCCGCUUCUGUCCCAGUUCCACAAGCCUCCUCCGCACCGCUCAGUUUUGGGUUGCAAAAAGCCCACACCAUCCCGCAGAAAUAAACGAAAAACGUGCCCAUGACCAUGAUCAUGAGCGCGUAGGACUCUAUCAUGGCUUUGGCGACUGGAGAGGUCAUCUUUGGAUGCGCAGGAAUAAUAAUCGUUCCCAAGGUGUAUGCAGGAGGGACAGUCAGCGCGACUGGUGUUAUUCUCGGUGCUGGACCACUUCAGUCCCAUUCAGUUCAGGAAACGUGAGAUGGAGACAAGCAGAUAAUAAGGGGCUGCUUUUGUUGCCACCUCUCUUGGAGCAAAAGUCAAACAGUGAAUGGAAUAACCAAUUGUUAUGAUAUUAAACAAAAUUAACCUUGCAUAAAAUCUCACCCCGAGUUAAACAUGUAAUAAAACAACGUUAUAUGUGUCUGCGUGUCUGUGUGUGUCCUGUAUGGAAAUAUCAUGGACAAUUUAAGAGUUUAUUACAAAGCUGGGAACGCAUUAAUAGACUUAAAACCUCCGCAAAACUGAUAUUUUUAAAGUUCAAGUUUUUAUCCUGGUUGUGUUUGUUUGACUGUAAAUAAAGUAAAAGUAAAAAUCAUCUUUAAAUUUACAUCAUACAUUUAAAUGGUGUCAGUUUGUCUCCCUGACAAGCACACAGGACUGUCCUCUCUGACAAGCCCAUCAUCUGUCAGGGUUUGACUUUCCUUAUAAGGUCAAACAGCAGCACACAACUCCCAAAAAUACCUUCAGUGAUCAAUGAGGCCUUCAGACUUGGGUUUAGUGGCUAGAGGUUGGUGAAGCGGCUUGUGAUCGGAAGGUAGCUGGUUCGAAUCCCCCACCAGACAGGCAGGAAAAAUUUGAGUGUGGUGGAGUGAUAAUGUCCCCACCCCCCUUAGCUGGCUGA